GCAGCCCGUAUCCCGCUGCAGGCUCGAGAUCCUGCCGCCUCUAGGGAGGAGACCAUGCCGCGCUCCUUCCUGGUGAAAACGCACUCCAGUCACAGGGUCCCCAACUACGGGCAACUGGAGACACAGAGAGAAGCUAAUGGCUCCUGCUCUGCCUGCGAGGAGCUUGUGGGAUCCUGCCACCCGCCAGAUGAGGAGGCCCCUUCCACUCCCGGUGACCCUCUACCGCCCUGGGACAGCACCUCUGCCGUUGCCUGCAUCUCUCUGCCUCUUCUGCCACAUCAUGGGGAAGCUCUGGGAGCCUCUGGGCCAGAACCCCAGGAAACCAGCUGGGUGGGCCCUCGGGCUGGCCAGGCCCCCAGUGUUCCCCUCAAAGACAGCUUCACUCUGCCCUCAUUGUUGGUGCUGCCCACACGGUGGCCCCCAAUCCUGGGUCCAGAUGGAGCUCUGGAUAAACGACUAGGGGCAGAGGGAACCCCUCGAGCCCCAGGCAGUUUCGAGUGCAUCCACUGCCACAGGCCCUAUCAUACUCUGGCAGGCCUGGCCAGGCACCAGCAGCUGCACUGCCCCCUGCCGGCUGGGCCCGCCUUCACCUGCAGGUACUGCGACAAGGAGUAUGCCAGCCUGGGUGCCCUCAAGAUGCACAUCCGCACCCACACGCUGCCCUGCAUCUGCAAGGUGUGCGGCAAGGCCUUCUCCAGACCCUGGCUGCUCCAGGGCCACAUCCGCACCCAUACAGGUGAGAAGCCAUAUACUUGUCCGCAUUGCAGCAGGGCCUUUGCUGACCGCUCCAACCUGCGGGCUCAUCUGCAGACUCAUGCUGGCACCAAGAAAUACCGCUGUCCUAUCUGCUCCAAGGCCUUCUCCCGCAUGUCUCUCUUGGCAAGACAUGAGGAAGCUGGCUGCUGUCCUGGCCCCUAGAGGCACAGCAGGGUGGAGGGGCCAAGCCUGACAAUAUUCUCAGUGGUUCUAUAUCGUCCAGGACAAUCGGGAAAGGCAGGGGCCCAGCCUACUCUUGCCUGUGUCCAGCCAGAACCAAUAAGCCCAGUGGAGCCUUUGGGUGUCUUUCUCCAAGGCCCACAUUCAGAGUAGAAUCACCACAAGACUCACCAAAACAAGAACCAACAGUUCCGUUUUCAGCUUGGCCUGUCUGCUGGACCUAUUCCAAAAAGGAGAGACUAUUGGGAAGCGGCUAACCCUGGACAAAGCCUGCCGCAACACCAGUGAGCCUGCUUACCUGGGUCCCUUUGUGUGCAACUUGAAAUGACCAUUUUUACUUGAGGAGAGCGUAAUGUGUGUAUAACCUUGGGAAGCACAGCUACCUCUCAACCAGCAUCACUUGCCUUUGCCCUGGGGUUAGAGACACAUUUUCUCCUGCCCGUUAUGUGCACAUGCACCCUAGCUCCUUCCCCUAAAAUGAGGCAGGGCCAGGCAGGAUUGGGCUGAAGCCAGGUCCUGCGUCUCAUCUCCAUCUUCCUGCUUGGAGCAGGCCUCAUGGCUGCCUAACGUCUCAGGAGAGCAGCCGUGGGGUAAUAAAGAGCCUGCGCACUCAGGCCUCCUGUCUUGAGCCUUGAGGUUUUGAGUCUUUACCAAUCUCCUGGAUCUAUGGAGGAGGCAGAAUUCUUCAGGAGCAAUGGGAUUCCAGAUAACCUGGGCCUUUCUGAGCACAGAGCAGGCAGGAGACUGAGGGUAUUUUUGCUAGCGCAUUUCAGAGCCAUUUGAGCCUGGAGCCUUCCCUGGAACCUGAGAGAGAAUCUGCACGAAGUGGUUUGGCCUGAAGAAAUGAAGAUGAGGGUACAAUUAGCACCAGGAUUAAGGACCCAUGGAGGACACUUGGAUGGGACCAAGGCGGAGAACUGGUAGGGUGGCUAUGUGAUGUUGAGUAGCAUCCCGAGCCAGGACAGGGAAGGACUUGCUUCUCCCAGUGGAUCUGGUUGACUCUAGUUGGCAUUUGGACAGAGAAAGGAGACCCACAGAGAAUUCUUGACACGUUUGAGGUAAGAGGCUAUUGGUCACUCCCAGGACAAGGAACAUGAGUCAGCAUCCUUUGUUCAGGCCCAGUAGAAAGAGGUUCCCAGCAUCCGAGCUUCCAGGAGCCUGCUAGAAAGCUCACGGGUCAUGCAGGUAUCUUAGCCUCUGGUUUUGCAACUGCUUCGGGUCAGACUUGGUAGUAAGCAUCUGGCUGUGGUUUGCUGGUGUGAGGAUAGCUCUCUAAGAGGCCAUGGGGACCCCCCAGAGAAAACUUGACCUAUUUGGAGAAGGUCUCAAACAGUCUAAGGCUAUAGCCCACACUGGCCUUAAGCUCACAGAAGUCUUCCUGCCUCAGCCUCCCAAGUGCUGGGAUUAUAGGCGUGAGGAUCAUUCCUGACUUACAAACUUGACCUUGAAGUUGGACUUUUAGUCCAGGAGUGACCACAAAUGCAGAAACACCUCACCCCAACUCCUGUGAGAGAGUCGGCUGCAGAUUGACCGCCCCAGACCUAUGCCAGCUGGUGGAGGGACCCGCUUUUCAGACAGACAUACUCAUGUUUUCAGACCAAGGCCACUGCCCCCCAGGGGGGUAGAUAAGAACUGGACACAAGGGUACCCUCUGAAUGGAAAUGCAUCCACCAAAAGUUCUGGGGCCAGAGUCCAAACUCAAAGUGACCUUCAAGGCAGGAGGUGGAUGCUGUCCUUGGCUUGUAGGAGGAGUUAUUCUGUUUCUGCCUUGGCCAUCACACCGCCAUGUCCCGUGAGUCCCUCCAAAGUGACCUCAUCUUAGCAUCUGUGAAGACCCAUUGUAAGGUUGCAUUCUAAGGGUUAGGAUUUUGGCAUGGAUUUGGGGUGGAGGAGGCUGUUCAGACCAAACACCUGAGAAUGUGUGUUUCGACAAGCCAGCAUCCCUGUGACUUGUCCUCACUCUUAGAGCAAGGCAAAGGGGUCUAAAUGAUCCCUUCUCAAAAUCUACACGGGAUCAUAGGCUAAUCAGUUACCUGAAAUAGCUUCAAAGUUGGGCAAGAAACCCCUCCCCCACUCCCUCUUCAUCUCUUUAUCAAAGCAAAGGAUGGAAUCUUGUCCCCAAAUGUCUGGCCCUUCUGUAAGUUCAAGAUUCCCCAGGCAGAGGGGCCUUCAGAACCCCAACCAACAUGAACCUGGAUUUCUCACAAGAGCGUUCUUUUAAAAUAGCAUCCAGAUGCCCAAAGGAAGCUAUAUUGUAAAUUGUGUUCUAUUCCUGGUUCCUCAUGUCUAAAUGGGGCUGUCGCACCUGUCGGGUAUGAAGCAGGGAAU
Molecule: messenger RNA, 3264 nt
Organism: Chionomys nivalis (European snow vole)
Lineage: Eukaryota; Metazoa; Chordata; Mammalia; Rodentia; Cricetidae
Gene: Snai3
Product: snail family transcriptional repressor 3
Exons: 3
Coding region: 55-918 (287 amino acids)
Biological process (GO): regulation of DNA-templated transcription
Molecular function (GO): RNA polymerase II cis-regulatory region sequence-specific DNA binding; DNA-binding transcription factor activity, RNA polymerase II-specific
Source: RefSeq, a predicted model, not a curated record